UUCUUCUCUUAUCCGUGUUUUUUUUUUCCAACUCCCACGGCGGCCUCUCCAAGUCGGGACUAGGCUCUCUCCUCGAUCCUCCCAAAUUAGAGGGGUUUCGGGGGCAGAAUCGGGGCCACACUUUCCCCUUAACCCUUCCCACCCCCCAAUCCUUAGCCGGGCCGUAUAUCUGCCAAGAGCGGCGCGCAAUUGGCUUGCCCUUCUCUCCCCCUUUGUGCGGGGUGGGGGCAGGCAGGAGACGCCUUUUUGCCUUGCGUGCCCUUCCUGAGCAUUACGGGCCCCCCUCUCUUUCUCCGGCGGAGGAGGAGGAGGAGAGAAGCGCCUUCGCAGAGCCAUGGCCGAGCGCCGCGCCUUCGCCCAGAAGAUCAGCAGAACGGUGGCAGCUGAAGUUCGGAAGCAGAUUUCAGGACAGUAUGGGGGAUCACCGCAGCUUCUUAAGAAUCUUAAUAUUGGUGGCAGCAUUUCUCAUCAUACAACUGUGCCCCUUACUGAGCCAGUAGAUCCAGUGGAUAUGGAAGAUUACCUUUUUACACAUCCACUUGCAAUGGAAUCUGGUCCUUUGAGAGACUUGCUUGAAUUCCCAGCUGAUGAUAUUGAAGUCAUUUACAGCCCUAGGGAAUGCAGGACUCUAGUAUCAGCUGUACCGGAAGAGAGUGAAAUGGACCCCCAUGUGAGGGAUUGUGUAAGAAGCUAUACAGAAGAUUGGGCCAUUGUGAACAGAAAAUAUCACAAACUGGGAACAGGAUUUAACCCAAAUACAUUAGACAAGCAGAAGGAGAGGCAGAAAGGACUUCCCAAACAGAUCUUUGAGUCUGAUGAAGCUCCAGAUGGCAACAGUUACCAGGACGAACAAGAUGACCUUAAAAGACGAUCCAUGUCAAUAGAUGACACACCCCGGGGCAGCUGGGCUUGCAGUAUAUUUGACCUCAAGAAUUCCCUCCCAGACUCUUUGCUGCCAAAUCUUCUGGACAGAACGCCAAAUGAAGAAAUUGACCAUCAGAAUGAUGAUCAGAGGAAGUCCAACAGACACAAGGAGCUUUUUGCAUUGCACCCAGCUCCAGAUGAGGAUGAGCCAAUAGAAAGGCUGGGCAUCCCUGAAGUCCCCAAGGAACACUUUGGUCAGAGGCUUCUUGUGAAAUGUUUGUCUUUAAAGUUUGAAAUUGAAAUCGAACCUAUUUUUGCAAGUUUAGCUUUAUAUGAUGUAAAAGAAAAGAAAAAGAUUUCAGAGAACUUCUAUUUUGAUUUAAAUUCAGAACAAAUGAAAGGCAUGUUGCGUCCCCAUGUUCCACCUGCUGCCAUAACCACAUUGGCUCGGUCAGCUAUUUUUUCUAUUACAUAUCCCUCUCAAGAUGUCUUCUUAGUAAUCAAGCUGGAAAAAGUAUUACAGCAGGGAGAUAUUGGGGAGUGUGCAGAGCCAUAUAUGAUUUUAAAAGAAGCAGACACUGCAAAGAACAAAGAAAAGCUAGAAAAACUGAGAAGCCAGUCAGAGCAGUUUUGCCAAAGGCUUGGCAGAUAUCGCAUGCCUUUUGCAUGGACAGCCAUUCAUUUAAUGAAUAUAGUCAGCAGCGCUGGAAGUUUGGAGAGAGACUCUACAGAAGUGGAAAUUCCCACAGGAGAGCGCAAAGGAUCUUGGUCAGAGAGAAGGAAUUCUAGCAUCGUUGGCAGACGUUCCUUGGAAAGGACCACUAGUGGGGAUGAAGCCUGCAACUUGACUAACUUCAGACCAGCAACUCUCACAGUGACAAACUUCUUUAAACAGGAGGGUGACCGUCUGAGUGAUGAGGACUUGUACAAGUUUCUUGCAGAUAUGAGAAGGCCAUCUUCUGUUCUACGGAGGCUGAGACCUAUUACAGCUCAGUUGAAGAUAGAUAUUUCUCCAGCUCCAGAGAACCCACAUUACUGUUUAACUCCAGACCUGUUACAAGUAAAACUUUACCCUGAUAGCAGAGUUCGACCAACCAGAGAGAUCCUUGAGUUUCCUGCAAAGGAUGUUUAUGUGCCAAAUACAACAUACAGAAAUCUUCUCUACGUCUACCCUCAAAGCCUUAAUUUUGCCAACCGUCAAGGAUCUGCUCGGAAUAUCACUGUGAAAGUCCAGUUUAUGUUUGGAGAGGAUCCAAGCAAUGCAAUGCCGGUAAUCUUUGGGAAAUCCAGCUGUGCUGAAUUUUCAAAAGACGCAUACACAGCGGUUGUUUAUCAUAACAGAUCUCCGGAUUUUCAUGAAGAGAUUAAGAUAAAGCUCCCUGCAACAUUAACUGACCAUCACCACCUGCUUUUUACUUUUUAUCAUGUCAGUUGCCAACAAAAGCAAAACACCCCUCUUGAAACUCCUGUUGGAUACACGUGGAUACCCAUGCUCCAGAAUGGACGGUUAAAGACUGGUCAGUUCUGCCUCCCUGUUUCCCUGGAGAAGCCACCACAAGCUUAUUCUGUGCUCUCACCAGAGGUACAACUUCCUGGAAUGAAGUGGGUGGAUAACCAUAAAGGAGUUUUCAAUGUAGAAAUCAUUUCUGUAUCAACCAUCCAUACACAGGAUCCUUACCUCGAUAAGUUCUUUGCGCUUGUGCAUGCCCUGGAUGAACAUAUGUUCCCUGUACGGAUUGGUGACAUGAGAAUAAUGGAAAACAACUUGGAAAAUGAAUUAAAGGGCAGUAUUUCAGCUUUGAGUUCAUCCCAACUGGAGCCUGUGGUGCGAUUUCUUCAUCUCCUGCUUGACAAACUGAUCCUUUUGGUUAUACGACCUCCUAUCAUUGCAGGCCAAAUAGUUAAUCUGGGACAAGCAUCUUUUGAAGCCAUGGCCUCUAUUGUUAAUAGGCUGCACAAAAACCUAGAAGGAAACCAAGACCAGCAUGGCAGGAACAGUCUUCUCACGUCAUAUAUUUAUUAUGUUUUUCGUUUACCGAACACCUCUUCCAAUUCCCCAUCACCAGGCCCUAGUGGUUUAGGAGGUUCAGUACAUUAUGCUACCAUGGCUCGUUCAGCCAUCAGGCCAGCGAGCCUGAAUUUAAAUCGCUCCAGGAGCCUCAGUAAUAGCAACCCCGAUAUAUCUGGGACUCCAACUUCACCUGAUGAUGAAGUACGGUCAAUCAUUGCUAGUAAGGGUUUGGAUCGCUCCAACUCCUGGGUAAACACUGGUGCUCCAAAAGCCACCCCAUGGGGAUCCAACCCCAGUCCAAGUGCAGAGGCUACACAGGCUACAGAUCGAAGUUGUAAUCGUAUGUCUUCGCACACAGAGACGUCAAGUUUCUUACAAACAUUAACAGGACGAUUACCAACUAAAAAGCUUUUUCAUGAGGAACUGGCCCUACAGUGGGUUGUGUGCAGUGGAAGUGUACGGGAGACAGCCCUUCAACAGGCAUGGUUCUUCUUCGAACUUAUGGUGAAAAGUAUGGUACAUCAUUUGUAUUUUGCUGACAAACUCGAUGCGCCAAGGAAGAAUCGUUUUCCAGAACGCUUCAUGGAUGACAUAGCUGCUCUGGUCAGCACAAUUGCCAGUGAUAUAGUCUCCCGGUUUCAGAAGGAUACAGAAAUGAUUGAAAGACUUAACACAAGUUUAGCCUUCUUUCUCAAUGAUCUGUUGUCUGUCAUGGACAGAGGAUUUGUGUUUAUGCUUGUUAAGGCUUAUUACAAACAGGUGUCAUCCAAGCUUUAUUCCUUACCAAAUCCAAGCACUCUUGUGUCCUUGAGGUUGGAUUUCCUUCGGAUUGUUUGUAGCCAUGAGCACUAUGUCACUCUGAAUUUGCCAUGCAGUCUGCUGACACCCCCUGCAUCCCCUUCCCCAUCGGUGUCCUCAGCAACAUCUCAGAGUUCUGGAUUCUCAACAAAUGUUCAGGAUCAAAAGAUUGCAAAUAUGUUUGAACUGUCUGUGCCUUUCCGCCAGCAGCACUACUUGGCGGGCCUUGUGCUUACUGAGUUGGCUGUCAUUUUAGAUCCGGAUGCAGAUGGUUUGUUUGGAUUGCACAAGAAAGUCAUCAGUAUGGUACACAACUUGCUAUCUAGCCAUGACUCCGACCCACGGUACUCUGACCCUCAGGUGAAAGCCAGGGUGGCUACACUGUACCUGCCUCUGAUUGGAGUAAUCAUGGAAAGUGUGCCCCAGCUGUAUGAUUUUACAGAAAGUCACAACCAGCGUGGAAGGCCCAGCUGUACCGCAGCAGAGGACUAUGAAAAUGAAGGUGGGAGCAUGAUAAGCCAGACGGUCGCCAUGGCCAUCGCAGGAACCCCUGUCCCACAGCUCACCCGGCCCAGCAGUUUUCUUCUCACGUCAUCGACCACCAGGCAGCAUUCCACCUUUUCAGCGGAGUCAAGUCGGAACCUCCUGAUCUGUCUCUUGUGGGUACUGAAGAAUGCUGAUGAAGGUGUCCUUCAGAAAUGGUUCACAGACCUCUCUGUACUGCAGCUUAAUCGCUUGUUGGAUUUGCUAUAUCUCUGUGUUUCUUGCUUUGAAUACAAGGGUAAAAAAGUGUUUGAAAGAAUGAACAGUCUGACAUUUAAGAAAUCAAAAGAUAUGAGGGCCAAACUUGAGGAAGCCAUAUUGGGGAGCAUCGGGGCAAGACAAGAAAUGGUGCGACGAAGCAGAGGGCAGCUGGAAAGAAGUCCUUCGGGGAGUGCAUUUGGAAGUCAAGAGAACCUGCGGUGGAGAAAGGAUAUGACUCAUUGGCGGCAAAACACAGAAAAACUUGACAAAAGUCACAAACCAACCAGAUCACGGGCAGAGAUUGAACAUGAAGCCCUUAUUGAUGGCAACUUGGCAACUGAAGCAAAUCUGAUUAUUUUGGACACUUUAGAGAUAGUAGUUCAGACCGUCUCUGUGACUGAAUCCAAAGAAAGUAUCCUCGGUGGAGUAUUGAAGGUCCUUUUGCAUAGCAUGGCCUGCAAUCAAAGCGCUCUUUACUUGCAACACUGUUUUGCUACUCAAAGAGCCUUGGUCUCAAAGUUCCCAGAGCUGCUGUUUGAAGAAGAGACUGAGCAGUGUGCUGAUUUAUGCCUUCGACUCCUGCGCCAUUGUAGCAGCAGCAUUGGCACCAUACGGUCACAUGCUAGUGCUUCACUGUACCUGCUUAUGAGGCAAAACUUUGAGAUUGGGAAUAACUUUGCCAGAGUUAAAAUGCAGGUGACAAUGUCACUCUCUUCCCUAGUGGGGACAUCUCAGAAUUUUAAUGAGGAGUUUCUGAGGCGUUCUCUGAAGACCAUCUUGACCUAUGCGGAAGAGGACCUCGAAUUAAGGGAGACAACAUUCCCUGAUCAGGUCCAGGAUCUUGUUUUCAACCUCCAUAUGAUCCUUUCUGACACUGUUAAAAUGAAGGAGCACCAAGAAGAUCCAGAGAUGCUGAUCGACUUGAUGUACAGAAUUGCAAAAGGUUACCAGAAUUCGCCAGACUUGCGACUAACCUGGCUGCAGAACAUGGCUGGGAAACAUUCAGAGAGGAGCAAUCAUGCAGAAUCUGCACAGUGUUUGGUCCACUCGGCAGCACUUGUUGCUGAAUACUUAAGCAUGCUUGAAGAUCGAAAAUAUCUCCCUGUUGGGUGUGUUACAUUUCAGAACAUCUCUUCAAAUGUUCUAGAAGAAUCUGCAGUGUCUGAUGAUGUUGUGUCACCAGAUGAAGAAGGGAUUUGCUCUGGAAAGUAUUUUACUGAAGCAGGUCUGGUUGGAUUGCUGGAGCAAGCUGCGGCCUCUUUCUCUAUGGCUGGUAUGUAUGAAGCAGUCAACGAAGUUUACAAAAUCCUCAUUCCAAUUCAUGAAGCGAACAGGGAUGCCAAGAAACUGGCCACAAUUCAUGGUAAACUCCAGGAGGCAUUCAGCAAAAUAGUUCAUCAGAGUACUGGCUGGGAGGAUGGAAAGCGGAUGUUUGGUACAUACUUCCGUGUAGGCUUUUAUGGGACUAAAUUUGGAGACCUUGACGAACAAGAGUUUGUGUACAAAGAACCAGCAAUAACAAAAUUGGCUGAAAUUUCCCAUCGACUGGAGGGAUUUUAUGGAGAACGGUUUGGUGAAGAUGUUGUGGAAGUGAUUAAGGAUUCCAAUCCUGUUGACAAAUGUAAAUUAGAUGCUAACAAGGCCUUUAUACAAAUAACCUAUGUGGAGCCUUACUUUGACACAUAUGAAAUGAAGGACAGAAUCACCUAUUUUGACAAAAACUACAAUUUGCGGCGAUUCAUGUACUGUACCCCCUUCACUCUGGAUGGCAGAGCCCAUGGGGAGCUGCAUGAGCAGUUCAAGAGGAAAACCAUCUUAACGACUUCACAUGCUUUCCCUUAUAUUAAAACCAGGAUAAAUGUCAUUCACAAGGAGGAGAUCAUUCUGACACCAAUUGAAGUUGCCAUUGAGGAUAUGCAGAAAAAGACCCAAGAGUUAGCCUUUGCAACCCAUCAAGAUCCAGCAGACCCAAAGAUGCUCCAGAUGGUGCUACAGGGUUCAGUUGGCACAACAGUAAAUCAGGGACCACUAGAGGUUGCACAGGUUUUCUUGUCUGAAAUACCCAAUGAUCCUAAACUCUUCCGUCACCAUAACAAACUGCGGCUUUGUUUUAAAGACUUUACAAAGAGGUGUGAAGAUGCUCUGCGCAAGAACAAAAGCCUGAUUGGCCCAGACCAAAAAGAGUAUCAGAGAGAGCUGGAAAGAAAUUACCACCGUUUAAAGGAAGCACUACAACCCCUGAUCAAUAGAAAAAUCCCCCAAUUAUACAAGGCUGUACUUCCAGCUGCUUGCCACAGAGAUUCCUUCAGCAGAUUGAGCCUUCGCAAAAUGGACCUUUAAGCACCUCAAAAGCACUUAGGGUUUUUAAGGUACUGAGCAAGAAAGUGCAGUGUUAUCAACAUCUGGAAUUUUUUUUAAAGUUUUAUUUGAAAAUAAAGCUUUGGACUUCAUUCUGGACACCUUGAACUCUAGCUUACAUGGAAGUUUUAAGUGGCCAAAUUUUCCUUCUCAAUUGUCAAAUAUAGACUUUUUACGGAUUAAAAAAACCUGUGGUAAUAGUAUGCAAAGUACUGGUGGGAUUGUCAACACACCUGUUUUAUAAACUGUUUUUUAAAUAUUUGAAGGUACUCUAAAUGCAUCAAACAUUAUUUAUAGCAUUCCUUAAUUUUAAAUUUGCGGAUUUUUUUAGUUCAUAUAUUUAAUUUAUAUUAGGAGCAGAUGCAUUCAACCCAUUUCUCGUGUAGUGUUUAUUUUAAUGGUACCAUUAAAUAUUGAAUGUUUACACUU
Molecule: messenger RNA, 7204 nt
Organism: Anolis carolinensis (green anole)
Lineage: Eukaryota; Metazoa; Chordata; Lepidosauria; Squamata; Anolidae
Gene: dock7
Product: dedicator of cytokinesis 7
Exons: 51
Coding region: 335-6757 (2140 amino acids)
Biological process (GO): axonogenesis; small GTPase-mediated signal transduction; positive regulation of GTPase activity
Molecular function (GO): guanyl-nucleotide exchange factor activity
Source: RefSeq, a predicted model, not a curated record